This is a messenger RNA of Dreissena polymorpha, 2101 nucleotides long. RefSeq lists its product as uncharacterized. NCBI's taxonomy places the organism in Eukaryota, Metazoa, Mollusca, Bivalvia, Myida, Dreissenidae. The record is from RefSeq and is a predicted model, not a curated record. Gene Ontology annotation, biological process: regulation of apoptotic process. The transcript has 2 exons. The coding region runs from base 181 to 1662 and encodes 493 amino acids.
CGAGAUUAAAUCAGAUGUAACGACGUUUAGUUUACAUUUAAGUAUGCGACAGCGUGGAACGGCAACUCUGCAGAGUGAUAUUCGAAAUACAUUUAAUAAUACUUUUCUUUUCAGAUUCGAUUCAAUGCGGAAGUAUAAGCAGAUAUGCGCAGUAAGGAAAACAAAUCCAUGAUUAAUUAAAUGAAUAAAAAAGAACUAUCGGCAGUUCGGAAUGUAACUCCAGUUAUAUUAGAUAAUCUGGAUGUAAAACAUAUCAUUCCUUAUCUGAUACAGAAUGGAUUAGUGAGUCAGAGUACCACAGAAGAAUUGUUGGAACUGAAUGAGACAAGACGGUCUAAAUGUAAGAGGUUUCUGAAUUACAUUUUAUCAGUUGACAGCAAGUGUACAUUUGAAGAUCUUCUUAGUGCUUUGAGGUUUAAAAAUGUGCAUAGUUUUAUUGCAGAUCAGUUACAGCAUGCUUUUGAAACAACUGUGGAUAUUAUUACUGAUAAACCAGAACAAAACGAGGGUGUACAUUCAACAACACUGAUAGAUGAGAAGCGAUGCAAUGAAAUGCUAACUAAAAACGUUCCUCGGAUCCCAAUAUCAUCAAGAAAGAGCCUAUGUGCUGUUUCAGUAAUGCUAAAACGAUUAAGCCAUAAUGCGGAGUUUGACAAAUUACAUGAGAUAGCGAACACUAUAAAAAGAGCAUAUUACACAAACCGAAUGAAAAAUAAUGUACAAGUAACUGGCAAAAUGUGUUUAGCCGACAUGCAUUUUGUGUCUUUGGAGGCAUUACUUAGCCUGAGACGUGAGAAGUAUAUUGACUCUGAAGAUCCAAGUGACUUUUUCAAAGAAAUGAUAGAGUUGAUACCAUUUACAAAAGAUCCGAAAAUAAGUAGCAUGGUAUACUUAGCAAGGCAUAUUCGGUUUCCGUUUCUGUUUUCAAAGAAAAUAACGAUACCCGAAUUAUUUUUCUUUUGCAGGCGCGGUUCAGCUUUGGCGAUGGAUACCCAAAACGCUCAUGCACUUGACGAUGGUUUGUCAUACUUGCAAUUCGCAAAGGAACAUGCCGAAGACAUUUUACCUGGUAAAGACACGGGCAUGGUGUAUUACAUAGAGACAAAUCUACUUUUCGAGAAAUACGAAACCAAUCCUUCUAACGAAAUGAAAAGUAAACUUUUGAAUACCAUUCAAAUAGCUAUAAGUCAGUUUGCUGAGGAAAGCGAAGAUGUACAGCGUGAUUUUAAGAGACAGCUCAUGAUUAAAAUGGCGUAUUGUUACCUGGGAUUAGGGCUAUUUGGAAAAAGAAUCGACAAUGUUGCAGUAGAGGGCUGUGAUAUCACGAAAGCAAAGAAUGUUAUCGAUUUUAUUGAAACGGAAAUAUGGCAUGGAAUAGAAAAGCGGCGACAGAUGUUGUUUUUUCACGUGAAAGCAGAAUAUUAUCGACAAAUCGAUAAUGUUGCCCAAUCCCGUAUGUAUGCCCGAAAGGCCAACCGCCUGGCAGAAAAAUAUAACUGGACGAAGGAAUUGCCGAACAUUUCCUCUUUGUUGAACAGACUUGGUUCGCAUGCCAAGCAAACUGAGGCAACGGAAGGAGACAUUUAUAAGAUGUUAGAAGACGUUAUUUCAGGUGAAAUUUCAAAUAAAAUAUCGGUGCAAACUAACACUGACAACAAGUAACUAGAAUAUCGAUGGUGUUUGCCAUUGUAGUAUACCAUUGUCCUUUAAGAUAAACUUAAUAGACACGUUCAAUGUAAUAAACUAAAUCCGUUUAUUAUUUUGCUGAAAUAAAGUUAAAUUAUAUAUAUUUGUUGGAGUUGUUUGUUUAGAUAUCAACUGUAUUUUAAUUUUGGUUAGACCAGAGUUUAGAUUAGUCGAAAAAAAAAACACGUAGAUAUUUAUAUUUUUAUGUAUGUACAAUUACCGGUAGACAGCACUCGAAGAAUUUCUGAUUUCCAAGAUUUGCAUAGUUAACGCCUUCUUUAUAUGUUCUUCGCUGGCCAUAAGCACAUCGCUAUCAGACUAUGUGAUAAUGCUGUUGUUGUUUUUAAAUAUUAAUCGAUGCAAAUUAAUGUUCUUUCACUAAAGUUACUAACUGAUAUAAAACUCUUUCAACAAA